UCAUGUGACUGUUCAAAAUGGCGGACGACGUUCCUGUUCAGUACAUUUUAUUAGUGUUCGGAUAUCGGUAAUGUCUGAAGCUCCAAAUCUAGACCCUGAGGUCAUUCUAUGCGUUGCUACAGAGAAUGAGGCCUCUCUUUGGAGUCGGGGUGGUGUAACAGUGGACAAUGAAGAAGAUCUUCAUUUAGACAAGUCUGAUGUUGGAAACAUCAUUUUAAGUCAUGGGACAUCAAUUAAAGAAAUACACGGUUAUUUCCUGGGUCUUGAGCAGAGGAAGUGCUGCCUGCUCUUGGCAGCCUGUAAACAGACAUUUUGCAGUGUUCGUCUGGUGCGAAACGAUGGCCGAGAUUCUGGCAUUGAAGAAGGGGCGAUGAUGAAACCAAACCAUGAACAUAAUGAGUCUGUGGUGGGGCUGGAUGCAGUAGAGUUUCAGGUGUUUAAGAACGCGCUCAAGUGUGCAGCCUAUCCUGUACUGGGUGCUCCACAACCCCCCUCCUCUGGCACCCCUAUACCUCACACUGCAGGCGAAAAACUGAGGGGAGCUGUAGAGAAAAGCCUUCCCAGGUUGGGUCUGAUCCAUGAUGGGAGCCAGUCCUUGAAGCUUGCUGGUAACAAGUCCUCGACAUUUGCUGGGAGCCAGUCUAUACGACAUGCUGGGAACAAAUCUCCGGCAUCCCAGCAGGACAGUGGAUUAGAAGACCAGGAGGACUCUGGACUUGUUCCCACGGAAACACUGUGCGAGCUGCUCCGGAGGGCCUUCCGACUCACCCAGGAGAAGUUCAAUCAUUAUGAGAAGAUCGUCACUGCUCAUAUUAAGAAGACAACACCACAGAAGGUCCUGGCAGAGGAGCUGGUCCAACAACUGAAGGCUCUGGAAAACAACCAGAACCCUUACUACAGCCCCAAGGCAUUCCUAAACCGUAUAGGUUACGACCACUGGCAGAAGAAGGAGCGAGCCCACAUCACAGAUCUGCUUAACAAGUUCUGGCACUUUAGCCUGCCAGCGCUGUCUGAUAGAGAUGCUAAGAUGCCUGACCUGCACCGUCAGUACCGGCAGCUUCUUGAGCGUCUGAUCAGCUACGAGUCACCGUACCGCCAGCAGAGUGAGCUGGUAGCGCCCGCCCCCACCUCCAACCUCUCCACCGCAUCGGGCAGACUGCUCAUGGAGUUCAGUCUUAGAUACGGUGUGGGAGAACAAUACAGGAAGAUAGUCUACCUGAAUUACCUUGCGUUGAACUUUGACCCCACCGUAUGGUUCCUGUACCAUGUGACCUCGUCACUGACUGCUGUCAUGGAAACCAUGCCUACCAAGAGGUCAUACCUGGUGAUUGUUCAAGAUGAGUUUGACAUCCUGAAGGAGACCCUGCACCUGCUGCACUGCAAGGCCUGCACUGUCAUCGCCAAGAUGAAGACACUCUACUCAGAGAGAGGAAUACGGCCCUCAGACGGCGUGGUGCCUCUGAUAGAGUUGCUGUCCCUGACACUACAGGCAACCUCCUACUUGCUGAUGGUGCCAGAGCAGUCCCUGACAACCAUUCUGACAGAUGUUGUACAGUCCAUAUUUCCAAUAGCGUAUGAGCGACACAAAAUGGUUGCCCAGGAUGAGUUGAGGCAUAACAAGUGGGAUAUAGAACUGAGCCCGAAACUGUUGAAUAUGUUGAUUGGGCACAUCAGAGAUGAAGUGUUAGACUAUAAGAGCAACUACCAGACUGUGUUCCAGAAGUAUUUCAAUAUAACAGAAGAAGCCUCAAAAGCCUUCUACCAGCUACUGAUGGCUGAUGUACAGAAGUUACUCAGUCUAACCUCACAAACAAAGAAACUGAAUGGAGAUAUCAACAGACUGAUGUUGAGUCUGGGGUACCGACUGAACCAACUGGAUCAGGACUGGAACAUGUAUAUAUCACCCUCGAUGCAGAAGUGGAGAGAGUAUUUCCAGGCUGAGUCUCUGCAGUGGGGUGUGGUACUGAAACAGAAGAUGUAUGCGUUCAUCACCUAUUGCGUAUCCAAGGAUACUUACAGAGAGUGUGAUCUGGAGUGGAGUGGUUCCCUGCAUCUGAGCAACAUAAGAAGGAGGAAGCUGAGAACCAUAUCCAAAUCUUUAACCCCAUCUCUUAAUAGUGCCUUCACCAGCCCUUCUUCUGCACAGUCUACCCCGCCUGUAUUUCUGAGUUCCAUCAGUCAACCAAAACAUGCAGCUAGGUCCAGGGAGAGAUACACGUCAACACCAGACCACAGUGAAGUCCCAGAGUUUCCAGUGAUGACCCCUGAAAUGGACUCUAUGACCCCGUUUCAGGACAGGCUCAGUACACGACCUAGUUCUGACCCUCUCAGCAUAUCACCCGGGUCAGUUUUAAAGGGGUCUUAUUUGGGAGACAUGGCAAGAUCUUUUGGUCACUAUGAUGACGAAAACCUGCUUCCAUUUGCCACUUUAAAGCACAGUAGCUCUAUGCCUGAGUUAUCAAGUCAUUCAAAAUGCAUUGAAAUAAGACCAACGUGCCAUUCUGAUUCUCGGAAACAUAUUCGACAGUCGGCCAAACGUGAUAAAAGACUAAAAAAUGACAGUUAUUCGAGGACUUCAAACAAUACAAAUGGUUCACACAUGCCUUCAGAGGGCAGCGAAACAUUAACAGAUGACUCUGGUUCCAGGAAUGGGGACUUUAGUUUUCCGCCAAUAGAAGAGAUUGGGACAUUUGUGUCCAGUGACCGAAUCAAGGAGAUCCCCGUGGUAGUGCUAUCAGAGCUGGAGAACCAGCGGGUGUUCAGCUCAAAGAGAGGUUACAUAGCAACAUAUACAGAGUCCUCUGACUCAACAGAGAGGCCCACAAGGUUACCAGUCCAUGACCACUCGGCAUUUCAUCAACCAAACAGUCUGGAAUCUGACAUGAUGGCAAGUGUGAGCCAUUCUUCAGAAAGGGCAUUUCAGCCAAUUGGAUAUCAUAACCAGAGCUAUGAACAUUAUGAUUCGUUCACUGAAUCCCUGGGCUCAAAUGUUUCAUUUCCCCGGCCAGCAGGCUUGAGUACGUCGUCAUCUGCCACCACUUUACUGAUCUCCGGCUCUGCUGUAGACAUAGUUGUGCUUCUACAGCGGGUUGUGUCGUUUGGGGAAGGCCUCUGUAAGACAUUGACCCCUGCAAGGAAUGCUUUUGAAUCUGACCAGUCCGGCCUGUCGGGCAUGCAUUCAGACGUGAAGCCCUGGGUGAUGUUUGCAAGACCUAGGCAGGGUCUUUAUGAACAGUUUCUGAAUGUGAUACGGGGGAUGGUGUGUAUCUAUGCAGAUAACAUGUUGUGUAUGGACCUCUGUGGUACAACAAGCUCGGUCGCUAAGCGACUAGCAGGAUCAUCUCUGAUAGAGUACCUACAGACUCAGCAGAACAGUGGCCUUAUCUGGGGGUGUCGCCAUGACAGCACCGGGGGACAGAAGUGCUUUGAGUACCUCAAUAAACAGACAGAGUUUCUGUGCGACAGACAUGAGCCCAUCUCACGUGAGAUGUGUAUGCGGAUCAAUAAUGUGUUCUUCAUGACAUCAUGUCUGGAAUUGUUCCAUCGUAGACUGGGUGCUGUGUUUUCCUUGUCGGGAGACCUGUCAGCAACCAGCACUAGGAACAUAGUCCAGUCCUCCAAUAGUCACUACAUGCUACGCAGCGACUUUGUGAUGGUGGAUGCAUACACCUACAAUCCGGCCAGUGACUACGAUGAGGUGAUGGAGACAGCCUCUCAGCUCUAUCAGCCCCAGGGUGGGCCCGGUACUCCCCCAGGGGUCAGCACCAUACAUGUCACCAGCGCCAUUGACGGGGAGAGGGACCAUCUGAUGGCUGUAGUGAGAGCCAUGUGUAGGACUAUGUCUUACAGGCUGAACCUGUUUGUAUCGGACGCCCUGUCGGUGCUGCUAUUGCUGAAGGCGCCCGAUGUCCCAGUGGAGGCAGGACUGAGCCCGCUCACUGAGUUCCUCUCCAACUACAUCCACGCCCUCAGGGGCUGGCUCUACAAGGACUGCUUCAGACGCGUCUUAGAGUGCCUCUGGAUCUUCAUUGUGCAGGAUUUUGAGACCGAGCUUCAAACUAUGGAAAGAACAGACAAGGACAGCAUGGCAUUCAGUCAACUCCUCCUUCAGGCAUUGGCGUGUCUGUUGAAAUUUAUGAACAAUCAACAUGCAAGCUUACAGAAAGAGCUACUUUUAUCACAAGCUGAUGAUGUAUCCUUCAAGCUCAGUCUCUACGCCAUGCCCAUAGAGCAGUUGGCAGCCCUCUACAGAAGCCUCAGUCAAGAUAGCACAAGUUCAGACUCAAGCAGCACAGACUCCAUGUAUGAAACCGUUCUCCUUGUGAGACAGAGACUCAAGUGUGACCUGCAGAGGUACAAGAAGGGGUUCAGUGGAUCAGAACUCAUACACUGGAUCCUCUCCAACAUCGGCUUGUUUGAGAACCUAGACCCUGCCCUGAAUGCCGGAGAGCAAAUGUACAAGCGAGAGAGGGCCCAGCACAUCGCACAGAGACUCAUUGACUGGGAAAUAAUAGCAGACAUUGACGGAGACUCAGGAGGACGAGACAGCCCCUUGAGCAGGUCGGAGAGUCCCUAUCCAGAGAUGACAAUCCAUAUCCAGGCCCCGGGGAAGGGACUGUGGUCUGGGGCAGCCAGCAAUACCCACACACCCAGGGAGACUCCUAAUCCUGGCGGCCUGAAACACAACCUGCAGGCGCUGUCCAGACAGUCGGGACUGAAAGCUUAUACCCCUGCGUUAAAAACAGGGCAUGGGGGUUACUUGAAAAAAGGGCCCAAUAAUAGAGAGCAGGAUGCAUCACAAAAUGGAGUUCAAGAAACAUUGCAGAAUACCAGUAGACAGUCAUUGCAUUCAGGCAUGUCUGUAGAGCCUACAUUGGUGUCAGCAUGUAUUUCCAGGGAAAAUGAUGUGCAUCCUUUACAGGGAAGGGUAGGAACAGAUGAUGAAAUGUUGCAACAAAUUGGGAAGGUUAAUUCUGCUGAAUCUGCGUUGCUAGACUCUGUAGAGUCAGCCGACUUCACCGCAAGUUACAGUAGUGUGCAAAGAAGAAUCAGUACGUGUCGAAUGCAGGGAACCCCACAAUCCCUUAUUUCAACAAUUUCUUCAGAGUCCAGAAAUACAAUAUUCUUUGAUUCAAGUUCGAGUUUCUAUUUUGUGAAGCCAUAUGUCGACGACCAGCACCCGUAUUCAUGGAAAAACCUUGAACUUCUAAAUUUAGUAGAGCAAUGCUUUCAGAAGAAAGUGAGCGCACAAUAUGUGCUGCGUAUCAUCUACAGCCGAAGGCGCACAGAUCCCCGUGUGAAGAAGUUCAUGCAGAAGGCUUCAUCAGAAAUGGUGGAGAUGAUACAGUUUGGAUCAAAAACAGAGGACCCUGCUACCUGCGUGAGCAGCUGAAGAGAGCUGUGAUCAUCAUAUGAGCUGCGUUCUGAGAAAACUGGGCAUAAUGCCUGUGCUUAAAGUGUCGUCCCAGAUUAGCCUGUACACUUUCCGCUUUUAUGACAUUUUUGUUUAAAUGAAGUCUCUUCUUAGCAAAAAUCCAAUUUAGGCGGAUAGGGUCAUCCCUGAUUAGCCUGUGCGGACUGCACAGGCUAAUCUGGGAUGACACUUUACGCCCUUGCAUUAAGCCCAGUUUUCUCAGAACACAACUCAUAUCAUCAUAUGCCAUACAAUGCAAUGUAUAGAUGUGCUGGACAACCCUAAUUGCUCAAUAUAGUGCCUGUAAUCAAAAAGGAACGAUAAAAAUACUCAAGGGCUAGGAAGACAGUCUUUGUAGUAACUAAUAAUAAGAUAAAAGAAAAUUUAACGAAAAAUAUGAGUUUUUUUAUAUUUUGUUGUUUGAUAAUUAUAUGAGGAAUAUUUUAAGGCAUUAAGUGGUGUUUUCUAAGCUUCAAAAGAAUUUUUUUUCCAAAAAUAUCUCAUUUGUUGUUGUUGUUUUUUGAACGGAGAGACAAACUAGGUAACACAUGUACCCAAGAAUGAGUUAUUGAAAUAUGCAUUCUUAAUUCACUUAUUGCUGCUCAUAUAUAUUUCUACUUGUAAAUACAAUUUUAUGUGAAUAAAAAAUAAACACUUGAGUUAUUUUGUUCAUGACCACUUGGGUAAAAGAUAUCAUUUAAGAAAAUACUUGUGUUUUUGAUAUAAUAUUUAAGAUAUUUUUACGAAGUUAUGAAACAUGUUCAAACAUGACAUGUAACCAUAAGACUCAUGUUUUAUUAUUGUAAGCUAUAAAUGUCCUAGUGUUCCUUACAUUUUGUAAAAAAAUAUCGGUAUUUUUAUAAUGAGGGCUUUUCCAGAAUACUAUCAACAGAAUUAGAUCUAUUAAUACUUAUAUUAUAUUUGGACAGUUUAAUGGAUUGACAAUUUUUGAAUGUUAUUCCAAUUUUCAAUGAAAUGUUUCCAAUGUUAAAAGUACAAAGUAAAUUUGAAUGAGAUCACUGUUGUUCAACAUAUGUACGCCAACGUUUUGUGCUCAACAUCAGAAACACUUUGUGUUAGUUUAUAACUAUGUUGAUUAGAUCAUGUCUGGUGGCAUGAUACCCUUUAUUCAUACCUUUCUAAUCCUGGCAUAAACACAAUAAAAUGAGAUGACCCCUAUUAAUUUUCAGGUCACUAGGUCAAAGGUCAAGGUCACAGUGACUCGAAACAGUAAAGUGGUUUCCUGAUGAUAACUCAAGAAUAAUUUGGCCUAGGAUCAUGAAACUUAAUAGGUACAUUGAUCAUGACUGGCAGAUGACCCCUGUUGACUUUCAGGUCACUAGGUCAAAGGUCAAGGUCACAGUGACAAAAAACGUAUUCACACAAUGGCUGCCACUACAACUGACAGCCCAUAUGGGGGGGGGGGGUGGCAUGCAUGUUUUACAAACAGCCCUUGUUUAAGCUAAAUGUUGGUUAAUAGUGUAUUUAAAAAAAGUGCAACAUAAAUAUCACAUGCUGUAGUAGCAAUGUUUUGUUGUAUCUUUUUGCAAAAGUGCUUUGCACAAAACCGUAUUAAAAUAUAUAGAGAGAAAAAUAGCAGCAUAAUCAGGAUGAGCGAAUAAUUGAAGAAUCAUGAACUUAUAAACCGUUGUCAAGGGAUCUUAACAAGUGAAAUCAACUAUAUAAAUUUCUUUGUACAUGGGGCGAUCCAUCAUACUAUUGUGGAGUUCAUAUCUAUUUCGGUACUUUUUUUAUAUAUCAUAUUUCUGUACCAAAUGUCACUUAGAUAAUUAACAUUCCUUGUAAAAUUUAGUUUAGUUUAAACCUAAUUAUUUUAGCUCGAUUGCAUCUUAAGCCUCAGGCUUAUUGAAAUGCUCUCGAGUCCGUUUUCUGGGCUUAGAACCAGUACUUGGUGUCUUUGGGGGGAGAUCUAAAGAACGCUCUCACAGUGGGAAUGGAGCCCGUGAUCUCCUGGUGGCUAGGGGGAUACCAUAUCCAUUACACCAUGGCGACUGGUAAAAUUUGGUUACACUGAUGUGCCUGAAAGCACAUUUAAGCAUUUUGUCUGCUAUAUUCUGGAAUAGCCCUUGUACAUGUAUGCAUGUAAAAUCAUGUAUGUACAUGAAUGAGUUAUACAUGGAGCAAAUUUGUCCUGUGUUUUGAUUGUUUUCAAUAUAGUUGUUGGCAUUGUAUCUGCUGUUAAUCUAUGUGACAAUUAUCCCCUCAUAUCAGUGAAACAUAUACAUUUAACACAAGUAUAUCAAUGACCUGUAUUAAAUAAUAUAAUACAACUGGCAACUACAUGCAUAUUAAUCAAGUAAGCACUUUUUAGCUCACCUGAGCACAACGUGCUAAUGGUGAGCUUUUGUGAUCGCCUUUUGUCCGUCGUGCGUUGUCCGUCGUGUGUUGUCCGUUGUGCGACGUCAACAUUUGCCUUGUUCACUCUCUAGAGGCCACAUUUAUUUUCCAAUCUUCAUGAAAUUUGGUCAGAAGAUUGGUUUUAAUGAUAUCUUGGAUGAGUUCGAAAAUGGUUACGUUUGCUUGAAAAACAUGGCUGCAAAGGGGAGAUGGCACUUUUCCUUAUAUGGCUAUAUAUGGCUAUAGUAAAAUCUUGUUAACGCUCUAGAGGCCACAUUUAUUGUCUGAUCUUCAUGAAACUUGGUCAGAAGAUUCAUCCCAAAAAUAUCUUGGACGACAUCAAAAAUGAUGCCGGUUGGUUGAAAAACAAGGUCGCCAGGGGGGUGGGGCAUUUUUCCUUAUAUGGCUAUUGUAAAACCAUGUUAACACUCUAGAGGCCACAAUUAUUUUCCUAUCUUCAUGAAACUUGCUCAGAAGAUUUGUCCCACUGAUAUCUUGGAUGAGUUAAAAAAUGGUAACCUUUGCUUGAAAAACAUGGCUGCCAAGGGGCGGGGCAUUUUUCCUUAUAUGGCUAUUGUAAAAUCUUGUUAACACUCUAGAGGCCACAUUUAUUGUCUAAUCUUCAUGAAAUUUGGUCAGAAGAUUGGUCUCAGUGAUAUCUUGGAUGAGUUCGAAAAUAAUUAUGUUUGCUUUUAAAAAAUGGCUUCCAAGGGGCGGGGCAUUUUUCCUUAUAUGGCUAUAGUAAAAUCUUGUUAACACUCUAGAGGCCACAUUUACUGUCCGAUCUUCAUGAAACUUGGUCAGAAGAUUCAUCCCGAUAAUAUCUUGGAUGAGUUUUAAAAUGAUGCCGGUUGGUUGAAAAACAUGGCUGCCAGGGGGCGGAGCAUUUUUCCUUAUAUGGCUAUAGUAAAACCUUGUUAACACUCUAGAGGCCACAUUUAUUUUCCGAUCUUUGUGAAACUUGGUCAGAUUUGUCCCAAUAAUAUCUUGUUAUCUCAGGUGAGCGACUUUGGGCCUUUCAGGCCAUCUUGUUGUCCUACUGUUAUAAUUUAUACUAGUUACAACUUGAAGCUUUUUAAAAUAGGAUUUAUGCAACUUAUACGCAACAAAGGAUGGCCUUUUUUUCUCGUCAUAGUAUAUGAAUAUACCAGUGUUAUAUAAUGUACAUGUAUGGCUGUAUUUAAAACAACACUUCUGUGUUGCUUUUAUCAUUGAUUAUUUGUUGUUUCUUGAUGAUUAUGGUCAUCUGUGAUACAAAACUGUGAUAUUUGUUACUGUCAUUGUUUAUUCUAUCGUGAUUUUAUUUCAUUUUAAAUAGGCAUACUUUAGUAUAUACUCAUUUGACAUGCAUGUAAUCAGAAUUUAUAUAUUUACAUGUAUUUAUGACAUAAGAUUUAGCAUAAUUUAUUGUUAAUGUGAAUAGUUUUCUGUAAGUGAUUUUCAGGUUUGAGUCGUCAUUUUUGUGUGAUUAGUAGGUAUAAAAUUUAAUAUUCUGCAAUGGAUGUUUUCAUUUUAUUAAACAAUACAUUCACUGGUCGAAUUACCCUUUUAUAAAAUUUCAGUUAUCAAAGUGUUUUCUUACUUUUAAGUAUGAAUUUAUACCCAUACAUCUGUACCCCAACACUUAGGAUGCUUUCAUCUCAUUCAGAGUUGUAUUAUUCUUAAAAUCAAAUGUAUAUUUCUAAAAUCAUGUAAGCAAACGGUACAUUUAAAAUUCAUUUGAAUGUAAGGUGCCUUGGAACUAUUUUGAUAAUUCUCAGUCAGAACAAUCAGGUGUGUUUUCAGUGAUUUCUGAAGCUGCAGCACAUAUUCAUGGCAAUAUUUUUGUUAUUGUCAUUAUUUUGAAAUUCAUGCACAUCGAAUAAGUUGACAAUUAGUUCACCUAAUUAUAUCUUUGUAGAACAUUCCAAAACAAUGCUAGAACAUUCCACUGAAUCGCAAAAGACGAUUCAAUAUAAGAUUUGCUUGUGUGCAAUAUUUGUUGCGUAGAAUAGGUGUUUGCAAUACUAUUUACGUUCCUUGUCUUUUUGUAUUUGUUUACCAUUGGAAAUAAAAUAACUUACAAACACAAA
This is a messenger RNA of Dreissena polymorpha, 9843 nucleotides long. RefSeq lists its product as uncharacterized. The record is from RefSeq and is a predicted model, not a curated record. The coding region runs from base 71 to 5392 and encodes 1773 amino acids. Gene Ontology annotation, biological process: intracellular signal transduction. The transcript is spliced from 30 exons. NCBI's taxonomy places the organism in Eukaryota, Metazoa, Mollusca, Bivalvia, Myida, Dreissenidae.